UGGUGCCCCUACUGGUGAGAGCAAGCUUAUGCCCCUUGGAGUAUGGCACUUAACAGUGGCUAGUCAUCACGCGUCUUCUUCGUGGAAUAGUUUGGCGUCAGUACGGCACGGUGGAAAAUAAUGUCCAUGAAUUGGAUUUUGUGUGGAACAGUCUAUGAGGCUGGGCUUGAAUUGGUCAAUUCCUCUCCCUAUCAGUGACAUUUUUGUUGUCAUGCACAGAAAGGUAUUCCUGCUGACUGUUAAACUUGAAGCAAAACAAAGCAGAAAAAGCUGGUCAUCGGCCAAACACUGUAAUGAGGACAGGAACAGUAGGGUAAUGUCUACCACCAACAGGCAGGGGCACAAGGAUUGGACCCAUUGGUCUACCGGAAUAAUGGAAAUUAUUGUUGGAGUAACUGUCAACACGGCACAUGGCUACGGGAAAUUUGGAUUUUGUAUGGAGAUGUAUAGUCUAUGAGGCUGGGAUUGAAUCGGUCAAUUGCUGUUACAAGCUUGUGGAGAUGUAUGGUUCAUCCUCUGAUCCUCUCUUGUGCUGACUGUUACACUUAAAGCAAGACAAAGCAGCAAAAAGACGAACUCUGGAUCCUGGAGAAAAUUUCACACAAUUAUGGCUCUCAUUUCAUGCAUCCGAAAAUCACGAUGUUUUAUUGAUUUCGCUUCUCACUGCAUCCAAGAGCUUCCGUUGACUUGACUUGACUUGGCAUGGCACAGCUGGGCACCUGUCAAGCACUUUAUGAGGAACAAGAACAGAAGGCUGAUGUCUGACUGUUCUUCUGUAUACCACUAGAAAAUUUGACCAGUGGGAUCACCGCCAGAGGCGCGUCGAGUCCUUUUCUAUGACUGGGAGGAUGGCUGUGGCUGUGGCUGUGACGUGUUUACACUGCAUUGGCGCUUCCGUGAAGGCAGGGGCACAAUGACUCGACCCCAUUGGUCUACCGGAAUAAUGGGGCAGUAACUGUCAACACGGCUACGGUUAGUAGGGCACUGUAGAGUGUAGACCACUCAAAUCCGGUGCUCCACGUUUGAGUUUUUGAAAAAUGGAUAUAAACUGAACCGUAAAAGAUGUCUUAUCUUUAGUUAAGGAGGUACUCCCUCCGUAAAGAAAUAUAAGAGCUUUUAGAUCACUAGAGUUGUAAUCUAAACACUCUUAUAUUUCUUUACAGAGGGAGUAGUAGAUAACAGGUGUGUAAACAGUACUCCCUUCUUUCUUAGAUACAAGUCUUUCUAGAGAUUC
Messenger RNA from Triticum dicoccoides, 1234 nucleotides. RefSeq lists its product as uncharacterized. The coding region runs from base 155 to 457 and encodes 100 amino acids. The record is from RefSeq and is a predicted model, not a curated record. Lineage: Eukaryota; Viridiplantae; Streptophyta; Magnoliopsida; Poales; Poaceae. The transcript has 5 exons.